AUGCGUUUGUUGCUCGCCAGUGCGCCGCUGCGCCAGUGCACUUCGGUUCUGUUAUCAGUAAGUGGCGACCUAGAUAUGAGUGGACGCGUGUCUAGAACCAAGCCUAACUGUGCCCGUUGCCGCAACCAUGGGAUCCAGGUUCCCAUCAAGGAUCAUAAACUGUUUUGCAAGUGGAAAAAGUGCAUUUGUGACAAAUGCAGUCGUACGGCAGAAAGACAGCAGAUUAUGGCCAAGCAGACAAGGAUUCGCCGUGCUGAAGAGGUAGUGAGCAAUUUAGCCAAGAAAGGUCUGCCAGUGCCUGAGAGGGUGUUAACUCCACCACCAGAGUCUCCUCUUAAUGUUGAUGACUCCCUUGACUCCAACUACUCUGCGUGUGCCUCCCCCGCCACGGGGUCCGCCCCUCCGUCACCACCACGUCAGCAACCCCGGCUCACUCCACCUCCGAGGCCUUUCCAUGACGCUACUGAUUUGUGGAAGUCCAUCGUAAAGUUGAUAGAAACGUGUCAUCUUCCACUCAACAUUUCGCCACUGUUGUACAUCAUCUUUACGGAGAUCACACCGAACCCAGAUGAAGUCAUUAAACGUAUCAAAGCUGCAACUGAAAUGUUGCAUUCAAUCCCACGACUCCUAGAGAUGUGCAUGAUGCCCGACAGCACCAUACCUCUUCUCAUAAUAAUCCUCACUGAGGUCACUCCUAAUGCUGACGCCGUUUUCCUUCGCAUGAAAAUGGCUCUAGAAGCGUUGAAGAAAGAAAACCCAACUACCGGUUUCAGCCCAGAAGGUUGUCGUCAGUCCCUAACUCUAGAUGUCGCAAGAUCAUCCCUACUUGCUUCUGGUCAACCUGUCUACCCUCCCCACGUCUCAUCAAUACUUCACGACCAUAACAGCAUCUUCCCAGUUUGCCCCUGUUUCCCGGGGAACCUGGCUUCACCGCACUUUCCAGUGCAAGAGAGUGCCAGAUCACCUGGAAUACCUCCAGAACACUUUAUCGGCCCUCCUUCUCCGAACAGCGAAGACUCCAACCAAUCCGGCCAGUCUUCUUCCAGUCUUCCGCCAGAGAAGUAA
Macrosteles quadrilineatus (aster leafhopper) is the source of this 1065-nucleotide messenger RNA. RefSeq lists its product as uncharacterized. The record is from RefSeq and is a predicted model, not a curated record. NCBI's taxonomy places the organism in Eukaryota, Metazoa, Arthropoda, Insecta, Hemiptera, Cicadellidae. Gene Ontology annotation, cellular component: nucleus. Gene Ontology annotation, biological process: regulation of transcription by RNA polymerase II; sex differentiation. Gene Ontology annotation, molecular function: DNA-binding transcription factor activity, RNA polymerase II-specific; RNA polymerase II cis-regulatory region sequence-specific DNA binding. The transcript has 6 exons. The coding region runs from base 1 to 1065 and encodes 354 amino acids.